AUGUCAGCAAUAGGGCUGACACCUUUAGAAAAAGCCAGACUUGAUUUAUCCAUUGGCUACACAUUAAAUUCUCUCUUCUGGUUAUACUUAGUUACACAAGGUGUCAAUCCAAAAGAACAUGCUGUCAAACAAGAAUUAGACAGAAUAAAAGGCUAUAUGAACAGAGCUAAGGAAAUUGCAGAUAAAGAAAAGGCACCUAAACUGAACACUGACGUAGCUCAGCGUUUUGUACGUAGUUCUUUAUGGGAUCCUGAGACUUCGGGUGAGACUCCUCAGAGCUGCUCAGAAGUGAAAGUUGGGGGAGAGCAAAAGAAUAAGGAACAGCACAAGAGAAAAAAAAAACAUUCUGGAAAAUGCCACAAUAAAAAAAAAAGUAAUGUAGCUCAUGGAUUUUAUUUUCAAUAUGUGUGGAUUUAUAUAUAUACAUGUAAAUAGUUUUCACUUUCUUGUAUGACUGUACCAGAAAAUAAAACUUUGUUCUAUAUAAAGCAUUCAAAAUGUUA
Limulus polyphemus (Atlantic horseshoe crab) is the source of this 503-nucleotide messenger RNA. RefSeq names its product nuclear nucleic acid-binding protein C1D-like (gene Rrp47). Gene Ontology annotation, molecular function: DNA binding; RNA binding. Gene Ontology annotation, cellular component: nucleolus; exosome (RNase complex). Bases 1 to 435 code for a protein of 144 amino acids. Gene Ontology annotation, biological process: maturation of 5.8S rRNA; regulation of gene expression. The transcript has 6 exons. Lineage: Eukaryota; Metazoa; Arthropoda; Merostomata; Xiphosura; Limulidae. The record is from RefSeq and is a predicted model, not a curated record.